Messenger RNA from Aureobasidium namibiae CBS 147.97, 1401 nucleotides. RefSeq lists its product as uncharacterized. The transcript has a single exon. The record is from RefSeq and is a predicted model, not a curated record. The coding region runs from base 1 to 1401 and encodes 466 amino acids. NCBI's taxonomy places the organism in Eukaryota, Fungi, Ascomycota, Dothideomycetes, Dothideales, Saccotheciaceae.
AUGCGCGACCAAUCCUUCAACCUUUCAGGAUCAUCUGGAGACAUGAGAGAUGACGGUAGAAAGUCGACACCCUACCAAAUGCACAAUGCGUACGAAUCUAGAAGGAUGUCGCGUUGGCUAACCAAUUUCGACGACGUUCAAGAGGAAGAGAAAGUCACCAUCAUUCCUCAAUCAUCACUCCCUUUGAUCCCCCGCAUGCAGCGCAACCCUAGACAGUUCCUUGAAAUGGACUUGGCUAGAAGCUGCUAUAUCUCUGCCAAGAUGAAGAAAAAGAUCCAAGCAGAUGCAGAUGCAGAUACGCAGAAGUGGAGGAAAUGGAUUCUACCAUGGGACCUCAGCCUCAGAAAACUCAAGAAGCGACAACAUCUUGCUAACUUGCGCAAGAAUGGGCACAAAACGAUUGCUCAGCAACCACCUUGUCCGAAAGCUUAUCUCACAAACAAAUCACAAGUGUUCAGAUCCCUCAUUGCACGCAAAGUCUUCGGCAUAAACAGCAUCAAGGCUUUCAAGAAGUUGAAGGGGAGACAAAGAAUGGACGAAUACAAGAAGAUGCUAGAGCUAAAGGCUCCUGACAUGACUCCUGGCAUGAUUAACCUGCCAGAUCCCGCGACCAUCACAACCGAUCUACAAACACACUGCACCGCUUCUUUGCCCAACAAACACGCUUGCUCUUUGUUAAGUACUUCGGCCAUAGAGCUUCUGCCUAACGCUCACGUGGAGAUCUGGAGAGAAGCCCAACGACAUUUCUGGAGGCACAACGUCUUUGUGGUCGAUACAAUGCAUAUCAAAGCCGUACUCAGUGGUAUCAAUGCACGUAUCAAGAGCUAUAUCGGCAUGCUACAUAUCGACCUCGAGGCCUUGGAUGACUUGGACAAUCUCACUCGCUCCGAUCCUUCGCAUGUUAAUGAUUCUAGCAGUCAAUCGCAUGAGGCCAUCUGUCAACAGAAUCAUGACUUGAGACGUCUCAUGCAGGAGUGCUACAACCUAACUUAUGUGCGUAUCCAUGUCCAUACUGAGUGGAUGGAGGAUCAAAUCCAGGAGUUGGCUCAAGCACACCGCGACUGCAGAAAAGUCUCCCGGUGCCGUCACAUCCGCAACUAUGAAGCUCUCUGCAUGAAUACUCAGAGACGAGUGGAACAUCUCACAUGGCUGUUCUGCAAGUCUCUCAGAUGCAAGGAGAAAUCUGUGUUCAUUGACGUCGAGCAACUUGGUCUGGAUGGUGUUUCCAGAAUCUUCGAAGUCAACAUUGACCAAAAGAAACUGGAUACAGUCGACAAGAAGAUGAAGGCUGCCUGGAUUGAGCAGAGAGAAGGAGAAGCAAAGAGAGGAAAGAAGAACUCGCGAGCACUGAGAGUGUCUGCUGCUAAGAACGUCAAAAUGGAGGUGAUUGACUUGACCUAA